AACUAUUGUACAAAUUAAGCCUAAUAUGAUAUAAUUUUUACCUUCGUCUAUUUAAAAAAAUUAAUCUACAAUAAAUUGAUUAAAAUCGAUAUUGGAAAAUAUUUUACGUCACGUUUUAUCUGAACUAUAGAGUAUUUUAUAAAACAUUUGCAAAUUGCACGUUUUAUUGUACGGCAAUCGACGAGACAAUUUUAUAUGAGAAAAUAAAAUAUCUUAUAAGAUUAAGAAAUGACGGUAGUAUAGAUAAGAUUAUGAUAUACUAUAACGAUACGAGGUACAAUGCAUAAAUUAAUCUUAGAAAGUUUAUGUUAUUUCGAAUCGAAUAAGAGAACUUAUCUUUUAUCGGCGAAAUUAGAGAGAUACAUGAUGACAUUAAAUGUUAUCACUACCGAUUAUUAAAGUCAGUGUGUUUUCGCCUGUCGUCGAAGAUUGUGGGGGAAUUCUAUAACAAAAGCUUGCAAAGGGAAACGGUCACCUUCGAUAUUCUAAUUGUUUGCAAACGCGAUCAUCAUAACAUUAGUUAUUCCCAAGAAUCUGUUUUUGGUCUUUCUUGACAUACACAAGGAAAUUUUGUUUAUUAAAUAAAAAUAAAAAAAAAAGAAAAAAAAAAAAAGUAGAAAAGAUUUAUUUAUUAAAAACGUGUCACGAGAGAAUACGAUCGAACGAAUGUAUAAGAGGAUCAUUUUACCGAUAAAAUGCAAUUACUCAUCAGUCCAAUCGUCAUCAAACGAAAAACAACGAUGAUAUUAGAAUUAAAAGUAAAAAAAAUAAUAUGAUCAUUCAUGUUCAACAAGAAGACACAUUGCCAGCUCGAUAAGGAUCUUUUCGAAUUUGGAUUUGCUGUUCGAACGAAAGCCUAAUCCUUUUAACUUUCAAGUAUCAGCGACGUUACCAGUUUUCAAGUUAGAAUGAAAAACACAGAGUGACAUUCUCGAAGAAUCUAAUUUCAUCCUACCGUCGUCAUUGUGAUAUUCAAGGAAAAUUUAUUUGCCAAGAUGGGUUGUGCAAUUUUUGACGAAGACGGUUUUUGGACCAAGAUGGAUAUAAAAAAUAUGACGGAAGCCGAAUAUCUUAAUGAAAUAUUAGGUUCGAAAUAUCUCCCUAUGAGUAUGGUAUUGCCUCUAACUACCGUUUAUGUGGCAAUUUUUGUGUCAGGAAUUUUUGGUAAUAUCGCCACUUGUACGGUUAUUGCAAAAAAUACAUCGAUGCAAACUUCAACUAACUACUAUCUCUUCAAUUUGGCUAUUUCCGAUCUGACUCUACUUAUACUCGGUUUGCCGAAUGAGCUCAGCGUAUUCUGGCAACAAUAUCCAUGGACUUUGGGAGUUGCACUUUGCAAGAUUAGAGCAUAUGUAUCCGAAAUGUCUUCUUACGUGUCAGUUCUCACGAUAGUGGCUUUCUCCAUGGAACGAUAUUUUGCCAUUUGUCAUCCCCUUCGUGUUUAUACUAUGAGUGGACUGAAAAGACCAAUACGGUUUAUUUUCGCCGCGUGGUCUAUUGCUUUAGUAUCAGCAAUACCGUUCGCUAUUUAUACUAAAGUCAACUAUGUCGAGUACCCUCCAAAAUCAGGGAAUUGUUCCGCCGAGUCAGCGAUCUGUGCGAUACUAUCUAAUAACAUGCCGAAUUUUCCGCUCUACGAGAUAAGCUGCAUCAUCUUUUUCUUUUUACCGAUGCUUGUUAUUCUCGUUGUUUACACAAGGAUGGGUUUGGAAAUAAAAAGGAGUAUGAGACAUACGGUUGGGCCGGUCAUUCACAGCUCGAUUCAUGGAGAAACGCGACAGGUUCAAUCUAGAAAAUCCACCAUUAGAAUGUUAAGUGUCGUCGUCGUCAUGUUUUUUCUCUGUUGGGCACCCUUUCAUGCUCAGAGAUUGCUUUACGUUUAUGCAAAGGAUUCUGAUUAUUAUCCUGAUUUAAACGAAUGGCUUUAUAUUUUGAGCGGAUGCCUUUACUACUUUAGUACCACGGUAAAUCCAAUUCUUUACAAUAUGAUGAGCGUAAAGUACAGAGAGGCUUUUAAGCAAACGAUUUGCUGUAAACGGAAAUUAAGGAAAAGCUGGACCAUUAAGCCACCCGAUCUUUGCCAAUGUAAAUCUAGCGAAGAGGCUCAUCUACCACGUUUUACGUGCUCAAUGAGGUAUACAUUUGGCCAGGCGAAAGAAGUCUUUCGAUUUUCUUCAAAUCGAGAUCGAGUUGUUCGAGAUAGGUCUAUGCGCAACCAUUACGAUGAAAUUCGAAAGAUUAGGAAUCAGGAUUCAUCCAAAUCCCUUCUAAAUAACAACGGACAUCCUAUUAUGCAGGAACGGAGCAGUGAGGAAAGUACAACAUCGAAAGAGAUAGUGAAAGAAUCGAUCUCAACGGCCAGUAGUAGUAUUGAGAACGAAAAACUAAAAGAAUUCUCUUUCUCUUCUUAUACAUCCUCUUCGUUAAUUCGAUUAAUUUAUUCGCACAACAACGAAGAGAAAAAAGAAACCCAAUAUUUAAGAGGCAUGAAUAUAUCAAGCCGUUACGCGUUACCUUUAACCAAUCUCACGAAACUUAUGAAUCUGGAUGAAUCCGAAUAUUUGCAAAAGAAAUUGGGUUCGAAGCAUUUGCCGCUUCAACUUGUUUUACCUAUUACUUUUGUUUACGUUAUUAUCUUCGUUACCGGCGUUUUCGGGAAUAUCAUGACAUGCAUUGUUAUUAAGAAGAAACCGACGAUGCAAACCGCUACGAAUUAUUAUCUCUUUAAUUUGGCCAUUUCGGAUCUUCUUUUAUUGGUUCUAGGUUUACCCAAUGAAUUGAGUAUAUUCUGGGAACAAUAUCCAUGGCAGUUAGGAUUGUGCAUGUGUAAAUUGCGAGCUUUUGUAUCCGAAAUGUCAUCUUACGCGUCGGUACUUACGAUAGUGGCAUUUUCCUUGGAAAGAUAUUUGGCGAUUUGUCAUCCAUUGCAUCUCUAUACAAUGAGCGGUUUAAAGAGACCUGUUAGAUUCAUUCUUGGAGUCUGGCUAGUGGCUUUGAUCUUUGCAAUACCAUUUGCAGUUUACACCACUAUCAAUUACAUCGAAUAUCCCCCAGAAUCAGGAAGAUACUCCGAGGAUUCAGCAGUAUGUGCGAUGUUUUUACAAAACAUGCCGGAUUUUCCUCUUUACGAAUUAAGCUGCUUGAUAUUCUUUCUUAUUCCCAUGAUGUUCAUAAUGAUUCUCUACGUACGAAUGUGUCUCCGAAUACAAAGAAACACGCUUGGUCGCAGUAUCGAGGGUUCGGUCCACGGCGAAACGAGACAAGCACACUCACGGAAAGCUAUCGUACGCAUGCUUAUUGCCGUUGUGAUAAUGUUCUUCGUUUGCUGGGCACCAUUUCAUGCACAACGAUUGCUUUACGUCUAUCGAACGUCGUACUUCGACGAUAUAAAUGAAUGGUUGCAUCCAUUGAGUGGAUGCCUUUAUUACUUCAGUACAACCGUUAAUCCGAUUUUAUAUAAUGUGAUGAGCGCAAAAUAUAGGACAGCAUUUAAAGAAACGUUAUGGUGUUCGUCUGUCAAUCUUUCUACGUCAUCAGACGGUAAUAAUAGCGUUACAGUUUAUGAUUGUGAAACUGGAAAAGAAUUUCGUAUGAUGCGUGUAAGGAGUUUUCGUUACAGAAGGAGUAUCAAAAGAUAUAAUUCGAGCGAACAGACAAACAUCUUACAACGAUCUUUAAGGAAUUUACAUAGUAAUAACGAGGACUACGGAAGAAGUUCUCCGACCGAGACAUUUAUCGACGAUGAUCCAUCGAUCAUUGCAUCGAUAGAACUUAGAAGAUCAUCGCUGGUCGUACAAUCGUAUAACGGACGAACGAAAUGUUGGACGACCAAAAAGGAAAGGGCCUCUUCAAAAGAAACACACAUUUGAUUUGGGCCUUAUUUUUUUAGACGGAAGGAUUCGUUCGAUAAAUUCAUAUCUACAAACGCAGGAAAAUUAAUGGAGAUAGAUAAAUCAGAUGAGGUCUUUUUUUGACUCCCUUCGAUACUUCGUAUGAAAGAUGAU
Vespa mandarinia (Asian giant hornet) is the source of this 4004-nucleotide messenger RNA. Its product is annotated as neuropeptides capa receptor-like. The record is from RefSeq and is a predicted model, not a curated record. Gene Ontology annotation, cellular component: plasma membrane. Gene Ontology annotation, molecular function: neuromedin U receptor activity. Lineage: Eukaryota; Metazoa; Arthropoda; Insecta; Hymenoptera; Vespidae. Gene Ontology annotation, biological process: neuropeptide signaling pathway.